Molecule: messenger RNA, 965 nt
Organism: Kickxella alabastrina
Lineage: Eukaryota; Fungi; Kickxellomycota; Kickxellomycetes; Kickxellales; Kickxellaceae
Product: PWI domain-containing protein
Exons: 1
Coding region: 54-812 (252 amino acids)
Biological process (GO): regulation of mRNA splicing, via spliceosome; mRNA processing
Cellular component (GO): spliceosomal complex
Molecular function (GO): RNA binding
Source: RefSeq, a predicted model, not a curated record
CCAACACUCAUAUUUGCGCAUUUAUACACAAAUUACCAUUUAAUUCGAAAACCAUGGCUGGUACGUUCUUCAGGGGCACAAAUAUUGAACAGGAUCAGCGGUUCGGCAAUGCCAAUUUGAAGCUGAUGCAGCAAACAUCAUUUAGCAGCGUGUUGAAGAAGCGUGUGGAUUCGACCAAAGUCAACAUGGAGGUGAUAAAGCCCUGGAUAUCCAACAAGAUCUUCGAGCUUCUGGGUUUGGAAGACGAAGUGUUAUUCGAGUACAUAGUCAACAUGCUACAGGAGUCCACGACGCCGGAUCCAAAGGUCAUGCAGGUGAACCUAACCGGGUUCCUUGAAUCAAAGACACAGGACUUUAUGCAGAGUCUGUGGGAGGUCUUGGUCGAAGCACAGAAGAGUCCGGGCGGCAUCCCCGAGUCGUUCAUCAAAACUAAAGUUGAGGAACUCAGGAUAAAGCGAGAGGAGCAGGACAUGAUAAAGGCAAACAUCAGAGCCGCAGAUGAGCGACUGCAGGGAUCGGUUGUGGACAGUGCUAGGAGAACACGUUCGGGUAGAAGAAGCAGGUGGGAUGCGCCGGCAGCUUCGUCAAAUGAUCUUGAGAGGCCUUCGGAUAUUCGCGGUGGGUUCGAGCGCCACGACGGCGACGGCCGCCAGAAUCGUGACAGAAGUUGGAGCAGAAAUAGAAGCACUAGCAGGAGCAGGCAUAACCAUAGACAUGUACAAAGGGACCGCAAUAACAGAAGCCGCAGUAGAAGUAGAAACAGGAAAAGCGAUAGAAACAAUAGCCGAUCGCCACCACGAUCGAAACGCUGAUCUCUAUUUUUUUAUCAAGUUAACAAUUGACAGGCCAGAAAACAUGUAUCGAAGCUAUUUUGAGCAGACGCUUUGCUCAAAUAAGCAUGGGAGUUCUCAAUCCUCAAAUACCCGCAGUAAAGUUUUUUUUUGCAUUUUUUGCCUUUCCUUGUU